CCUUAAAAAUUGUGUACCAAACAAACUUCAACAAUAAACAGUUUUAAGUUAUAAUAUAUGCUGAGGAUACAUUUUCCUUUCAUUCUACUAUUUUAUGUUUGAAAACUUCUAAUUAAACUUUAUCAGUAAAUAAUUACAUUAUUCUCAAUAACAAAAGUAUGAAAAUAUGAAUAACGCUAUGGCUGGUAAUAAUACCUCGGUAGAAGAUGUGAACAAAUCGCAUCUAGCUGCCGUGUUGCAGAUUUUGAAAAAAUACAACCUGAAGAAUACUGAGGAACUCUUCAAGAAAGAAGCUAAUAUUAGUGACGGCUUGGAAUCCUCGUCAAAUUUACAAAGAGAAUCUAAUGUUAGUAGUGUAUUGACUGGAUAUAAAAGUGAUGGAGAUCCAGAAACAUAUAUUAAUUCUUACCGUGAAUUGAAAAAUUUCGUUGAAGAUUCUCUAGACAUAUAUAAGCAUGAAUUGGGAACGAUUUUAUACCCUAUUCUUGUCCAUAUGUACUUGGAAUUGGUGUAUAAUGGUCAUACAGAAAAAGCAAUAACUUUGAUGAAGGCAUUUGGUCCAGAACAAGAUUCAUAUUAUCAAGAUGACUUAAGAAAAUUAGCUUUAGUUACUAACAGAGAACACAUGAAUGGAAACGAGUUGACUGAUACCUUCAAAUCUCAUCAAUUCAUCAUAAGGAUGUCGAGAGAUACAUUGUCAUUAUUAAAGAGACAUUUAAAUGAUAGAAAGGCUUCAGUUCUGCUGAAUAUUGUUCAGGAACAUUUAUAUUUUGAUAUGUAUGAAGGUGUUGCAAGGAAUAAGAGUCAAAUAGAUGCUACUUCUGGAGCAGUUGGUGGUGAAGCUAAAAGACAAGAUAAUAAAGUCAAAGUUUUUUAUGGUAUUCCAAAGGCACCUGAUAUACAAAGCUUGGCUGCUCCAAUUGAAGAAGAAGAUGGUGAGGAUCAGGAAAAUCCAGAAAAACCCAAAAAGAAAAAGGCGAAGAAGGAUCCCUUGUUUUCCAAAAAAACCAAAUCUGAUCCAAAUGCACCACCUCCAGAUAGAAUACCAGCCCCUGAUUUGAAAGAUAAUGAUAAAUUAGAAAAAGUAAAAGCAUUACGUGAAGCAUCAAAAAGAGUCACUCUGGGACCAGAAACAUUACCGUCAGUUUGCUGUUAUACUCUAAUGAAUACAAGUCAAUCGGUAUGUUGCGCCGAAAUCACUGAAGACUCUAGUAUGUUAGCAGUGGGUUUCAGCGAUGCAGUCAUCAAAGUUUGGAGUUUAGUACCUCAAAAACUUAAGACACUAAAAUCCGCCCAACAACUACAAGAAGUUAACAUUGAUGCGGAAGAUCUCAUGGUGAGAAUCAUGAAUGAAAGAUCUGGAGAGAUUUGCCGUACACUAACAGGACAUGCCGGUCCAGUUUAUGCAGUGUCCUUUUCACCAGAUCGUACUCUUCUGCUGAGUUGUUCGGAAGAUUCAACGAUUCGAUUGUGGAGUCUGCAGAUAUGGACCAGUCUGGUGGUUUACAAAGGACAUUUGUUCCCAGUGUGGGAUGUCAAGUUUUCUCCCCUGGGAUAUUAUUUUGCCAGUGCUUCGCACGACAGAACUGCAAGACUGUGGGCUACCGAUCAUUAUUCUCCAUUGAGAUUGUUUGCGGGACACUUUUCUGAUGUUGACUGCCUCCAAUUCCACCCGAACUCAAACUACAUAGCGACAGGAUCAAGCGACAGAAGGGUAUGCUUGUGGGAUUGCACCACAGGAAAUCACGUCCGGUUGAUGACCGGCCAUAAGGCUCCAAUUCAUGCGCUUGCCUUCAGUGUCUGCGGACGGUUUCUGUCCUCUUCCGGAGCAGAUUGUAGAGUCCUCAUUUGGGACUUAUCUCACGGUCAUUUGGUAGCUGAACUCACAGGACACGAGAAACCCGUACACACCCUAAACUUCAGCCGAUGUGGAAAUAUUCUUUGUUCCGGCGGAUUGGACUUCAGCCUAAAAGUUUGGGACUUCAGCAAAAUUACGGAAGACAUAAGCUCCGAAGAGGUGAACGUGUCUCAUAAUCCCGAUAUAAAGACUGGUGAACAGUAUUUACUAAGAGAUUUCGCUACUAAAAGUAGUCCGUUGAUACAUUUGCAUUUUACAAGAAGGAAUCUUUUAUUGGCUGUUGCCACUUAUGACGGUUCUAAUCCUUAGACGUAUAAGUUUAGUUUAUCGAAAAAAAAAUGUACAAAUAUAUUUUUACGAAUUUGAUUUAUUCAGUAAAUUUCCUAAUAAAUAUAGCUUCAUUUUAUCAGUUCAUUUCUCUCAUUUAAAUUCCACAAAAUAUCGAUGAGUACGAGUUAUAAUUCGAAAUUCCAAGGAAUACAAAUAACUCCAUCAGAUAGGACUGAAUAAUAUGUGCAGAUGUUUAGAGUCAUUCCUUCCAAAAAUGUAUCGACUUCAUUUUUGUUAUUCAAUAACUUCUCGCAGCAUUUUAUCAUUAGUUCUGGUGUCACGUUGUCGUCCUUUGUUAGAAAUUCUAAUUUGAAGUCGUUUUUACAUUUGCUAUGUAGGUAUUUCUCUUUGUGUUUAUCCCUAGAAAAUAUGAAAUUGACAAAUUAUUUUAUUGUAUAUAAAAAUUACAAUAAAAUUACUUACUGUU
Messenger RNA from Harmonia axyridis, 2615 nucleotides. RefSeq names its product transcription initiation factor TFIID subunit 5 (gene Taf5). The transcript has 7 exons. The coding region runs from base 167 to 2167 and encodes 666 amino acids. Gene Ontology annotation, cellular component: transcription factor TFIID complex. NCBI's taxonomy places the organism in Eukaryota, Metazoa, Arthropoda, Insecta, Coleoptera, Coccinellidae. The record is from RefSeq and is a predicted model, not a curated record. Gene Ontology annotation, biological process: transcription initiation at RNA polymerase II promoter. Gene Ontology annotation, molecular function: RNA polymerase II general transcription initiation factor activity; protein binding.